CGCACUUUCCAGAGUGAAUCGGUUUUACACCUUAGUGAUCGCAACUGCAGCUACUCAUACUUGCUCCUUUUAUCAAAGCGCCCCUUUCCGCGCUUUGUUUCGUGGAUCAGCUGUGCAUGGACCUAAAACCCCACCCGAUUAGGAAGGAACGAAGGGGGAAAACGCAAUAAUGACCGCAAGAAAAUAAGAGGCUUUAAAAACAAUUAACAUUCUGUAAGGCGUCUAAUCAAAACACCGCCGUUUAUAUUGCGACCCUUUAGGACUGAAACGGGUCACAUCUUCGCAUUCCUCCCAUCUGAUAGCGGCGGCGGCGAAGACAUCCAGUCAGUUGAUAUUUUGCUACCCUAGCCACUCUCUCAAGAUGAUAGCCCUUUUUAACAAGCUGUUGGACUGGUUUAAACAGCUAUUUUGGAAGGAGGAGAUGGAGUUGACACUGGUCGGUCUGCAGUAUUCGGGGAAAACCACCUUCGUCAACGUAAUAGCGUCAGGACAGUUCAGUGAGGAUAUGAUCCCUACAGUGGGCUUCAACAUGAGGAAGAUCACCAAGGGCAACGUCACCAUUAAGCUGUGGGAUAUCGGGGGUCAGCCUCGAUUCCGGAGCAUGUGGGAGAGAUACUGCAGAGGAGUCAGUGCCAUUGUUUACAUGGUCGAUGCUGCAGACCCAGAGAAGAUUGAGGCCUCGAAGAAUGAACUACACAACCUCCUAGACAAACCCCAGCUACAGGGGAUCCCAGUACUGGUUUUGGGGAACAAAAGAGAUAUUACGGGUGCCUUGGAUGAGAAGGAGCUGAUUGAAAGGAUGAACCUGUCAGCCAUCCAGGACAGAGAGAUCUGCUGUUACUCAAUCUCCUGCAAGGAAAAAGACAACAUUGAUAUCACACUACAGUGGCUGAUCCAGCAUUCCAGAACCAGGAGGACAACAACAUGAGGCCUCAACUUACUGGAUGACCCCUCCUCCUCCUCCCCCCUGCAGGACCACAACUCCAAGACCAACCGUACCCCUCCUUCUCAUCUGCUCUCUCCUCUCCCCCUCCUUUCCUUCCGCUCCUCCCUCCUCUCAUCGCUCUGAUCCAUUUCUAGUCCCUUUGUUUCACUCCUACCCUCUUGGUAUACACAGAUCUGAGAGGAUUGGAUAGGUGUGAGCAAUAUGGCCGAAUAUGGAGCCAUCACCACAAUGCUUCUUCUCGGAUCUGCGUACAUGCAAUGAGUAGAGGCUAAGAGAAGGGGCAGUCCUGUCAUCUUCAGGUCACCUUCCUUUUUUUUUUUUUUUUUUUUUAGCUAUCUGAGAUCCCUACAUGUUACUCUUUAAAAACACCCGCCCCCUUCCCCCCUACCUGAUUCUGUUCUUGUAAAAGAGUGUGAAAAAUUAUGAUUUGCACUGUUUGAAUUGUUUUGGUAUGCAUUUUUUUACACCGUGUACUUCAGGUUGGAUAAUGUUGACUCUUGACAGUCACCCACUGAGUAGGUAUUGUUUGCAUUGACUGUUGUUUAUUUAGUUUUUUAUAUAUAUAUAUAUACACUAUACUUGUACAGUGUGGGUCUGAUUGGAUGAGAUUUUGGUCAAUGAGGUAAUAUAUUUUCACUUGCUCAAAUGAAUCAUGUUAGCCUGUCAUUCAAAGUUAAAACUACUCACACAGACACUCACUCAUUCUGUAGACUAACCUGUAGCUUCACAGCUGUUCCCAUAGCAACAUGGUGGCCAUUUUGGCUCUUAACCUGAUCAGGUGAUCAGCUCUGACCAAUUAUUUGUUGAGAUUUAUUGGACACAGUCAUUACGCCUUUCUCUUGCAUGUUUAACCUAACUGAAAGGUGAAGCAUUUCACUACAAUCUGAAGGAUACAUAAGUUUAAUACAUAGGUCAGCUCACAAGUUAGCAAAACUGAGAUGUCAUAUAUAUAUAUAUAUAUAUAUAUAUAUGACAUUACAGGAAAUUGUUCCAUGUUGAUGCAACAUAAAUCAAUAAAGUUUCACACAGGUUCGAUAUCCUUGACAAUAAGUAAACCAAUGUGUUGGUCUUAAGCAAACAUGUUCACCUUAAGCUGUUUGAAAAGCAGUACUUUCUCAUAUCACAGUCAAAGUCUGUUCCAAUUCCAAAUGCAAAACAAUGUAAUAUAAGAUUUGAUAUCGUGUUAUUUGGGGUAGAUUUGGACCCUGCUUUGAGUUGUACAUAUUCUCACCAAUAUCAGUUUGCAGCAUUUUACUUGAACCCUUCUUUUUAAAAGUCCUACGUGACACUGUCAUAACAGUCAUGUCUGCUGAUGGCAACUGAUGAGUUGGAGAGGUCAGAUGGAGAGAUCAAGUAAAGUGUAACUAUUGCAACCAGACACUUUAGCUAGCUAUCCCUAAUGUUACUUAGCAACAUUUUGAAUGGGCUAUUCCUAUGUCACCUCACAUUAGCAUGCAUUGACAUUCACACGCUUUUCCGUCCGACAUGUAAUCUCACUAAAACACAUGUCCAUGAAUUGUGAUGAAUGCUACAGUACUUGCCAUCUCGUAUAACAUGUUUAUAAGGCCAUAUUUGACUCUUAGUGUUUAGGUUUUCUUUUCAUGUCUUAACUUUGAACAUAACCACGAAAAAAAAGACGCAAUACAACAAUUCAAUACUAAAAUCAGCGGUAUGCUCUUUAAAAACAUCUCAUAGAGCACAGAAAGGAUGUAAAGCACGCAAUAUCCAACUUGUAUAUUUUGUUUCCAGUGGGUUUUGUCUGAUUAUUCACUCCCUGAAUAUGAAUCUAGCCAUUGCCUCCACUAACCGUUCCUCCCUGUUGAAUGUGGAGGUUUCAGCUCAGCCUUUAGUUUAGUGCCAUGUACUGUACUGUACUGUACUGUACUGUACUGUACUGUACUGUACUGUACUGUACUGUACUGUACUGUACUGUACUGUAGCUAUAGGUUGCAUACUAGUAGUCUACUGUUGUUUCCUCCCCCCUUUUCCCCUUUCCUACAUUCACACAGAUAUGAAAGAACUAGACUGGUUAAAAGAGGCAUCCAUCCACCAUAUUGCUUUCACACGUCCUCUCUGUCCAGAUCAUUUCAGGUUGAGCCGAGGAGUUGAUCCGAGGAAGUCCCUUUUUAGAGUAUUGAGAUGCAUCCCCGGUCCCGUUCUUCACUUCAACGCCUCUCCAUAGGCUUAAUACCUGUUUAAGGUUGCUAGUCGUUAUUUGACAUUGGACGUUUGUACCUGACGGAAUGUACCAUGGGUGAAUUGGUUUGUUUUAACACAAAGUAAAAAUGGUCUUGUCUCUAAAAUGAAGUGAAAGGUGUAAUUUGUUCCACGAUGCACCUGGCUACAGUGACUGACAGUGAUGUGUUUCAGGGUUAUUGGUUAACAGUGACAGUACCUCUUCGUCUUGGUUUCUCUGCCUGAGAAUAGGAGUCUCUCACCUUAUGCUGAACAGGCCUGGUUGUGUUGGGUUUUAUGUGUGUGGGUUCAGAGAAGUCUGGUGCCAGUCUGUUUCCUUACGGAAUUGUCAUGUAAUGUUUAGAUUGACAAUGGAAUUGGCAAAAGCGCAAACCGAUCGGGGACCAGGUUCAGAGUACAGUGAAACAGAGAGAACUCACAUCAUGACUGUCUGCUGGAAUUAUCUCAGCCUUUAUUUUAUUUUUAAAAUUUUAAAUGUAAAACAAAAUCAUUUUCGUUUCAGUUUCAUGCUUUUUGGGAGAAUAUACACAUUCCUGAUGAAAAGGAAUCAGCACUAAGAAACGGAGUUCUAUGUACUAGUUGUUUUUAAUCCUUUCAGAUAGGAUCUUGUACAUAGCGACUUUCAACCAAAACAACUCUCCUGAAUAUCAGGCCUGAUGAAUAUGGCUAUUCUUUUAAUACAAAACUAUACACACUUUUCCUACAGCGGCUGUCUGCAGGCGUAACGAGCUGUUAUGAGAGCCAGGAUGUUAUCCUUGUAGCAGUCUUCUGAAUGCAUUGUGAUAAAGUGUAUGUCAUUCUUAUGGGGUGGGGUGGGGGGCGGGUGGUGAUGGCUUGUCUGUGUCUCUGUCUGCUGUGAGCGAAUGUGUGAUUUUUGAUGAGUGGGUGGUGCGUCGUUCCCAGUGGUUAGUACCUCCUGAACUACUAUGGUGCGCCAUUCUCAGUUCUGAAAUACAGCUGCAGUUGAGAAGCUCAAAACUGUUAAGUUUCCUCGUUCUCUUAAUACAUUAUCCAGAGUGACUUCCAGGAGAACUUAGGGCACAUUGACUGAUUUUUCACUUAGUCGGCUCGGGGAUUCGAACAAACAACCUUUCGGUUACUGGCCCAGUGCUCUUAACUACUAGGCUACCUGCUGUAUUCAUACAUAAAAUACAUGAAACCAGGCUGACCAAUUGCCUCAUGAAAGACCAAUGAACCACAUGAACAUAUUAAAUAUAUAGUUUCAUAUUGGCACAUAUUGAAAUAUUUCCAUCAUGGUUCAUGAACCUCUUUGCAGUGAACUACAGUAAACCAAUCUCUGCUCCAUGAUCCCAGCAUAAGGAAGAGAGUGAUCCACAAAACUCUUGAAUCAAACCUCCCAACCUGCUGUUGGUGGAGCUCCCACGGACAAGCGACAUGGUUAGACAGUUGAACUAAAGGCCACAGUGUGAAUGUACAACAACAACAAAAAACAACGUCUGAUCUUUGCAAUUUCUUCUUUUGAACUAUUCUUUUGAUUUCAGUUGAUGUGGUCGACGAGGUGGGACAAAACAUAAAGUCCAGGUGUCUCUCAUCACGAGGACCCCACGUGACUUUAAUUAAUGUAUCCUCAUUUUCUGUCCUGUCAGUGACCUCUCUGUAUGUGUCGCUAUUGUUAUCUUGAGAUGAAGAAUAAAAUAAAACUGUCCCACUCUGUAAACCCAA
Oncorhynchus gorbuscha (pink salmon) is the source of this 4825-nucleotide messenger RNA. RefSeq names its product ADP-ribosylation factor-like protein 8A. Gene Ontology annotation, biological process: anterograde axonal transport; protein transport. Bases 362 to 928 code for a protein of 188 amino acids. The transcript has 7 exons. Gene Ontology annotation, cellular component: lysosomal membrane. Lineage: Eukaryota; Metazoa; Chordata; Actinopteri; Salmoniformes; Salmonidae. Gene Ontology annotation, molecular function: GTPase activity; GTP binding. The record is from RefSeq and is a predicted model, not a curated record.